Molecule: messenger RNA, 576 nt
Organism: Trematosphaeria pertusa
Lineage: Eukaryota; Fungi; Ascomycota; Dothideomycetes; Pleosporales; Trematosphaeriaceae
Exons: 1
Coding region: 1-576 (191 amino acids)
Biological process (GO): protein ubiquitination; interstrand cross-link repair
Cellular component (GO): nucleus
Molecular function (GO): ubiquitin protein ligase activity
Source: RefSeq, a predicted model, not a curated record
AUGGCUACGAACGAUCAGCUUCCUACCAAGGCCAGUUUCCUCCGCGACAAUCUCCACGUCACCGACUCCUGUGACAUCUGCCACGAGCCCUUUGACGCAACUCAUCACCCUACCCGCAUCUGCACUGCAAUGUGCAAGCAUACUUUCGGGUCGACGUGUCUCGCGAAAUGGUUUAACUCCGACCAAGAGAACAACAACAAGUGCCCGACCUGCCGUCAAGCCCUCUUCCGCAAGACCUUCGUUCCGACCUUCACCGAUGGAACCGCUCAAUCAUCCGGCAGCAUUCUGUUUAUCGAGGCCAUCGAUAAUCGCAAGGUUGGCGAGUUCUUCGCACGUUGUAUGUGGGACCGACUUCGGCUGCUGUACCUGGGCCGCGAAAUCGCCGACUCCGAGAUUCAAAUUUUCAUUAAUCAGGCUCUCUGCCAUACCGCCAAGGAGAACGAUACCGAUCACCCAUGGGGACUAUACCUCGGGCACGAGAACUGGCCAGCGAUGCAGGAGAUUUCCAAGGAGAUGAUCUUAGUUCACUACCAAAACGGAGGCGACGUGCCAUUGAGUGAGUCGAGUUUGACGUAG